AGGGGAGGACCUGAAGGGGGGCGGCAGGGCAAAAGGGACCCCUGAAGCCCUGCCGCCAUCAGAGAUCAAGCAUCUGGCAUCAGGGAUCUUCGGACCCAGCAGAAGGAUCCGUCACAGGGGAGGUGUCCUCCCAGGGAAGCCAACGAGACAUUCACCUGCCCCACAUCAGGAGUGGGCCCCCCUCACUGACGCUGCUGGCAACCAUAGCAGGCCCCUUAACCCCUCAGUCUCCUCCCUAUCACCCUCCUCAGGCCCUUUCCCCGCCUCCAGCUCUCAUCUCAACUCCCAGUUCCCAGCCCUCUAAGCCCCAGCGCCCCGGCGACCACCUCUCCCUCCAGGUCUUGGCCACACUCACCCCCAUCCUGGGACAUUUGCCAGAUCUCUGGGAGGGAGAUCGUUUGUUUGGGCGAUGCCCCCUGGUGGCAUGACAGCGUCUGCCUAGACCCCUGACCCCUAGCCCUCAACUCCCUGGGCCUCCUUUGUGUGACGAGCCGCCCCUCUGCUCAGCAGCGUGGUUGGGGGCCAAAGGGAAAGCCAGCCCCGGCUGGGCCCCCGGGCCCCACCACUUAUCUCCUUGCUGGGCAGCUCCCCUUGGCCUUUGGGUCUCUCCCUGCUCCCUCGGCCCUCCUCCUGGGCCGCCUCGAUGAAGGAGCCAGAUGCCAUCAAGCUGUUUGUGGGGCAGAUCCCGAGGCAUCUGGAGGAGAAGGACCUGAAGCCCAUCUUCGAACAGUUUGGUCGGAUCUUCGAGCUGACUGUCAUCAAGGACAAGUACACCGGGCUGCACAAGGGAUGUGCCUUCCUGACAUACUGUGCCCGGGAUUCAGCCCUGAAGGCCCAGAGCGCCCUACACGAACAGAAGACACUUCCAGGGAUGAACAGGCCGAUCCAGGUCAAGCCAGCCGACAGCGAGAGCCGAGGAGAAGACCGGAAGCUGUUUGUGGGGAUGCUAGGGAAGCAGCAGACAGAUGAGGAUGUCCGGAAGAUGUUUGAGCCCUUCGGCACCAUCGACGAGUGCACUGUGCUCCGGGGGCCAGAUGGCACUAGCAAAGGUUGCGCCUUCGUGAAGUUCCAGACCCACGCCGAGGCCCAGGCAGCCAUCAACACCCUUCACAGCAGCCGGACCCUGCCAGGUGCCUCGUCCAGCCUGGUGGUGAAGUUUGCUGACACUGAGAAGGAGCGGGGUCUCCGCCGCAUGCAGCAGGUGGCCACCCAGCUGGGCAUGUUCAGCCCCAUCGCCCUCCAGUUCGGAGCCUACAGCGCCUACACCCAGGCCCUGAUGCAGCAGCAGGCGGCCCUGGUAGCGGCUCACAGUGCCUACCUCAGCCCCAUGGCCACCAUGGCUGCUGUGCAGAUGCAGCACAUGGCUGCCAUCAAUGCCAAUGGCCUCAUCGCCACCCCCAUCACCCCAUCCUCAGGAACCAGCACCCCUCCUGCCAUCGCUGCCACGCCUGUCUCUGCCAUUCCGGCUGCCCUGGGCGUCAACGGCUACAGCCCGGUGCCCACUCAGCCCACUGGGCAGCCUGCCCCUGAUGCUCUGUAUCCCAACGGGGUUCACCCCUACCCAGCCCAGAGCCCCGCAGCUCCCGUGGACCCCCUGCAGCAGGCCUACGCAGGGAUGCAGCACUACACAGCAGCCUACCCAGCAGCCUACAGCCUGGUGGCGCCUGCAUUCCCGCAGCCUCCAGCCCUGGUCGCCCAGCAGCCCCCACCACCCCCUCAACAGCAGCAGCAGCAGCAGCAGCAGCAGCAGCAACAGCAGCAGCAAAGAGAAGGCCCUGAUGGCUGCAAUAUCUUCAUCUACCACCUGCCCCAGGAGUUCACUGACUCAGAAAUCCUCCAGAUGUUUGUCCCCUUUGGCCAUGUCAUCUCAGCCAAAGUCUUUGUUGACCGGGCCACCAAUCAGAGCAAAUGUUUUGGCUUUGUGAGUUUCGACAAUCCGGCCAGUGCCCAGGCUGCCAUCCAGGCCAUGAAUGGCUUCCAGAUCGGCAUGAAGCGCCUCAAAGUCCAGCUAAAGCGGCCUAAGGAUGCCAACCGGCCCUACUGAGGGCCCCCAGGUCUGGAGAUACCAGAGGAAGGGGCGCCUCACACCCUCUUCCCACGACUGGCCCCGGCCCUCUCCGCACACCUGCCCUGGGCCUUGACUGGGUUCUGGGGCAAACGCUGCUUCGUGGCCCCUGGGGGGCACAAGACACCGGCCCCUCCCACCCCCUGCCUCUCUGAAGGGCCGUGGCUAUGCUUCCCUGCCUCCAAGGGCCCAUUUCCUCCUAGAUGCCCUUUUGGCCUUUGUGAGGGAGCGAGGAACAGGCUCGAAGGUUCCGGGGUAUCUGCCUUCUGCUGGGCUCCUGUGACGGGCCUUCUGUGCCCAGCGUUUGUACUUGCCUCCCCCACCAGCGGGCCUGUUGUACCUGUGCAGGCCCCAGGAGAGCUGCAGAGGCCUGCCAUACACUCCCAGCCCACCCUCACCCCAGCCUCUUCCCCACAUUAGGGGUUUCUUGGAAGCUGGCUCUCACUCCCCUCCACCCUCUAGCUAGAGGUAGGAUAUCCCUGACUCUUGGGCUCCCAGCCCUAAAACUCACUGCCUCCCCCAAGGGCCCCCUCUAAGGAGAGUGUGGGGGAGCCCUGAGGGCUGCCUCUCUGCCAGUCAGCCACAGAGACCCUCCUCCUUUCACGAGGAAAAGACCUUCCCCUGAAUCCCUAAAAAUGUUUACAGUCUCUGCUGGUUCCCUCCGUGUAAAUACCACUACCACCCGUGCGUUAUCCAGCCCGCCCGGCCUGGCCCGGACGCUGCCAUCUCUCUUUCUGGGAGUUUAGACAAUGUUGCCCUUGGAUUUUUUUCUCUCUCUUAAUUUCUCCCUUUGCUUUGGGGGGUAAUUGGAUAUUGGGAGGAGGGGUGUGGGGAGGGGUAAAGGGGUUUAUUACCUGAUCAUUUUCUUUAGGAAGGUUUUAGGGAAAAGAAAAUGGGGUGGGGGUGGGAGUGGUAAGGGGAGACCGGGGAGUCAGUUUCAGACAGUUCUCUAUGCUUAACUUAUUUAUUUAUUGCAUUUUACUUUCAAAGAGUUGGUCUUUUCUGUCUAAAUAAAGAAAAAAGUUUAAAAGCAUCAAA
This is a messenger RNA of Mandrillus leucophaeus (drill), 3103 nucleotides long. RefSeq names its product CUGBP, Elav-like family member 3 (gene CELF3). Gene Ontology annotation, molecular function: mRNA binding. Bases 644 to 2044 code for a protein of 466 amino acids. Lineage: Eukaryota; Metazoa; Chordata; Mammalia; Primates; Cercopithecidae. The record is from RefSeq and is a predicted model, not a curated record. Gene Ontology annotation, biological process: mRNA splice site recognition; regulation of alternative mRNA splicing, via spliceosome. The transcript has 13 exons. Gene Ontology annotation, cellular component: cytoplasm; ribonucleoprotein complex; nucleus.